Micropterus dolomieu (smallmouth bass) is the source of this 1425-nucleotide messenger RNA. It is a transcript of the gene tbx22, whose product is annotated as T-box transcription factor 22. NCBI's taxonomy places the organism in Eukaryota, Metazoa, Chordata, Actinopteri, Centrarchiformes, Centrarchidae. Gene Ontology annotation, biological process: cell fate specification; positive regulation of DNA-templated transcription; regulation of transcription by RNA polymerase II. The record is from RefSeq and is a predicted model, not a curated record. The transcript is spliced from 8 exons. Gene Ontology annotation, molecular function: DNA-binding transcription factor activity, RNA polymerase II-specific; RNA polymerase II cis-regulatory region sequence-specific DNA binding. Gene Ontology annotation, cellular component: nucleus. Bases 1 to 1425 code for a protein of 474 amino acids.
AUGCAGGGUCUCAGUUCCCGGGCUCACGCGUUUUCGGUUGAGGCGCUGGUCGGGAAACCCUGCAAGAGGAUGAAAGUGUCGGAGGGACACGAGUCAAGUUCAGCUGCAGACACCGGCAUCGAUACGAGCCUGGACAGACAUACUGUCAGAUCAAGGACCGAAGAGGCUGACCCCAGCGGGGAAGAGAACAAGUCGAAAGAGAACGAGUGCCGCCCGGACAGAGAGGUCCGAGUAGACUUGCAGGGCUCCGAGCUGUGGAAGAGAUUCUACGAGAUCGGUACCGAGAUGAUCAUCACCAAAGCUGGCAGGAGAAUGUUUCCCUCUGUGCGCGUCAAAGUCCGCAAUCUGGACCCGUGCCACCAGUAUUACAUCGCAAUGGACGUCAUGCCCGUGGACUCAAAGCGCUACAGGUAUGUGUACCACAGCUCGCAGUGGAUGGUGGCUGGAAACACGGACCACUCCUGCAUCUCUCCCAGGCUCUACGUGCACCCCGACUCGCCGUGCGCAGGAGAGACGUGGAUGCGUCAGGUCAUCAGCUUUGACCGCGUCAAACUCACCAACAACGAGAUGGACGACAAGGGACAUAUUAUCCUUCAGUCGAUGCAUAAAUACAAGCCACGUGUGCACAUCAUCCGGCACGACCCUCGGAUGGAUUUGUCACAGAUCCAGUCGCUGCCUGCUGAAGGAGUGCACAGCUUCUCCUUCCCAGAAACAGAGUUCACCACAGUCACAGCCUAUCAGAAUCAACAGAUCACGAAACUGAAGAUCGACAGGAACCCAUUCGCCAAGGGCUUCAGAGAUCCCGGAAGGAAUAGGGGAGUGUUGGAUGGCUUGUUGGAGUCAUAUCCCUGGAGAGGCCCUCUCAGCUUGGACUUCAAGCCAUUCACCAUACAGCUCCAAGGGAGCUCAGGGUCACCGACCAGCAGCGUGAAGAGCCUCCUCCCGCUCUCCUCUUCUUCAGCCCUUCAUCCGUUCUCCGUCUCUACGCUCUCCUUCCCGGACGCCACUCUCCACACCCUCGCUCUACCUCUCUAUGGCAAGGCCUCCACCGCCUCCACGCUGCCCAGCAGAGCCUUCUCCUCCCAUGGAGCAGACAGACUGAGAGGGCUGCCCCCGCUGUCCCCGCUAACAGACCUCCCGCUCCUCUCGGCAAAGAAACCUCCCCACUAUAGGGACCCGUGUCUUCACGGGUCUCCGGGGAGCUCCCCGUGCCUCUUCCCCCUCCACAGCCCCUUCAGCCCUCAGGGGCCUUCUCUCCUCCCUCAUCUCUCAGACACUGCGGGCCCCUACUGUCUUUACCGCUACAGCUUCCCCCUGAACCCCCAACUCACAGCUAUUUCCCGGCACGCCAAACUAGCCGAAGACACCACAGACUGUCUGCUGCGCCAGUCUCCGUGGCACCCAACCACCAACCACUGCCUCUGA